This is a messenger RNA of Drosophila pseudoobscura, 2091 nucleotides long. RefSeq lists its product as uncharacterized. Lineage: Eukaryota; Metazoa; Arthropoda; Insecta; Diptera; Drosophilidae. Gene Ontology annotation, cellular component: membrane. The record is from RefSeq and is a predicted model, not a curated record. Bases 32 to 1753 code for a protein of 573 amino acids. Gene Ontology annotation, molecular function: phosphatidylinositol bisphosphate binding. The transcript is spliced from 7 exons.
UUCGGAAAAAAUUAUUUCUGUUACCCAUAACAUGGACUUCUUCAGAGCCCACAUUUCGCUCUACUCCGCCACAUUAUCGCCCUUUAAGGACAGUCUAAGAAACACGGUCGUAUUUAUGAACAUACUGGACUUGUUUCUCCGCAUGAAGGAUUUCGUGCUGGACGGUGUGCACUCAUCGGUGGUGUGUAAUCCGGAGAUGCUGCUCGGAUCGCUCAUACUUACAAUGUUGAAGCUGCGGCUAGCAAUCCUCAGCGGGGACAAUGUGAUGUUGGGAGUCUACCUCGUUAACACCAUCUUCCACAUGGCUCAUAUUGCUUUUGUCUUCAAAUUUGUGCCCUUAAGACUGAAAAACGCUCUUAGAGGAAAGUGCUUUGUUACUGGAGCAGCAAUCGGGGGGCUUAUGUGGUACUCGUUUCAGGAUGAUUCGAGGAUGCUUGAAGCUCAUAUGGGCUACAUUCUGCUGGCAACCAUCAUUAUAAACCAUGCGAUGCGGACUCUUCAAAAGUGGAACACACAGCCACAGGCUACCCCCAUCUGGACGCUCUCGCUGCUGAUGCCUAUUACCUGGAUAGCCUAUGGUAUCGCAGAAACCAACAUACUUAUUGUAAGCCAAAAUGCACUGAUCCUCGCCAUUAAACUGAUGGAUCGAUACCGGUAUCGUCCCCACUUGUCAUUGCGAUACGCCUUAACCUUUCGCGAUUGGCGGGCUGCUCAUGUUUCUCGAGUAUAUCUUUCUCCCAGUGGCUCUGGUACAGCCCAUUCCCUCCGCCGAUCCUCUAGCUCUCAUAACCAAUCCUACGAUGAUGCAGCGAUAGGACGGACAGGAGAGCCAUCGAUACAAGAACCGAUACCCCAAUCGAUAGCAAGGCGAAUCGAUUUGGCCGAGGCAAUGAGUGGCGAAAGCGAGAAUGGAACACAGCUGAGACGCGAUCUGAACGAACUGUUUGAGUGGUUCCAAGGAAAUGAUAAGCUACCGCAAGAGAUUGAGCCCCUGCUGCUGCGGCGCUUCUACCAGUGCAUGUACGGAGACCUUGAGGAGACCAAGAAGCUCAUCGAGGUGAAUUACUCCCUGCGCAACCGUCAUCCCCAUCUGUUCAUCAAGCGGGAUCCACUGGACGAUGACAGCCAGCGAACCUUCGAUUAUGCAGACAUACUGCCGCUCCCAGGCCUCACGCCGGAUAACUACAAGGUGUCGCUGUACUGCUUUCGGGAGUUUGAGGCCACAAAGAUGCAUCACACGGAAGACACGCGCGCCUUCUUCAUGGUUGCCGACUGUCGCUUCAUCACUCCGGACGAUCCAGCCCGGCCGGGCACCCUAUCCGAAGGCGAGGUACAGAUCUUUGACAUGAAGGGGACCACCAUGCGCCACAUAUCGCGCCUAACCAUCAGCACGCUACGUGCAUACAUUAAGUUCCUUCAGCUGGCAUUUCCCGUGCGUCUCCGGGCUAUUCACAUGGUCAACUGUCCAUCGUAUCUCGACAGAAUCGUGAGCGUAGUGAAGCCUUUCAUCAGCGACGAGGUUUUCAAGCUGAUACGUUUUCAUACAGUCAGCAUGGAAUCGCUCUACGCCUUUGUACCACGCGAAAUGCUUCCGGAGGAGUACGGUGGCUCGGCCGGAUCGCUGGACACGCUGCGAGCGCACACAAAGAAGACCUUGGUCGAGCAUCGCGAUUAUCUAAUGAACCCUAACCACUGGCUGGUGGAGAAGUCUGAGAAGCGUAACGGCGGUCAUUCAUGGAGAAUUUUUAGAUGAGUUCAAAAUUUGAGUCUCAAUUUUUUUUUCUCUUUCAAACAUUUUUGUUAGUUUCUAUAUCAACGUUUAUUUCCGUAUUUUGUUUCCUCCAAACGGCUUUAGUUCAGCCACCAGUUUAGGGGAACCAGUGAAAUGGUUCGCGGAAGCAUACCGUGGGAAUUUUUUCAAUGUCCGGUCGCGACCACAUCCAAAAUAAACAGUUGUUCAAGAACGUUUUUUAAGAACGGAAAUUUGAGUUCUUUUAAUUAAAUUGUUUUGCUUAAUCUACUUUAAUGAAUAAUGCUAUAUUUUUUUUUUAAUUUAUGCCAAAUUGAAAAGAGAUUUGAUGAUAAUUCAAA